Leptosia nina is the source of this 672-nucleotide messenger RNA. The record is from the annotation of a GenBank genome assembly. Lineage: Eukaryota; Metazoa; Arthropoda; Insecta; Lepidoptera; Pieridae.
AUGCCUAAUCCAUCUUACAAAUGCACUGUUUGUGCGAAAUUCUUCGCAAUUGCUGAAGAUGGCGUUAGGUAUACAGUUUGUAAUAUUUACUUGCACAAAGAUUGUCCGAAAGCAACAAGCCCGAGUGCGAAAAAUUACUGCAAAACUUGUUUGCUGGCUCGAUCUAAAGGAAAUAGAAAUUAUGUCGCUUUUGGUAGCGUAACUCCAAUCGAUGAGUCCGCGGCCAGCGAUUUGACCUCAUCGAGAGACGUUGUCGCUCCUUCAUCAGAGUCAUUUGAAUGCUUAAAAAAAGAAGUAUCAUCCCUACGCAACAUUAUUAUAAACUUUAAAUCUGCAAUAUCUUCUCAACUUACCAGCGCAAUCGCUUCAUUCAAUAGUAGAAUGAAAAUUAUGGAGUCUAGAAUAUCGAAUCUCGAAGAGAGUGUUGGUAAUCAGAACAUCGACUACCAGCAUAGCUGUGACAGUAAUGAUGAAGUCGAAUCACUGAAAAGACGCCUGAAUGUUUCCGAACACCAAUGUCUCAUAAACGACGUGGGGAUCUCAGGAGUUUUCGAGGCAAAUGGCGAAAAUACGGAGCACGACGCAAUUACGUUAGCUCAAAAAAUAAAGAGUUUCGCUUGCCGAGCCCGAUAUAAUCUGCGCUUACCGCGCCGGUCCCCUCAAUACUACUGA